AUCCAGUCCGGGCGCAGUGUUUGCAAACACCUUGAACGCCAGCGAGAGACGAGAGGGGGGACAGCCACGGACCGACAGACGCUCGGCUGCUUCACUUCACUGCUGCUCAAAACAAGCGCCUCUUCGCUUGCAUCGCAGGGGACCGCUCUUAUUCCUUCUACUGGGUUUACAUUUUUUGUCUUCAUCUUCUUCUUCCACCUGACAAACGCAUUUAACUGCAGCUGUAUCGCAAUUUUUAAAAUAUAUAUUUUUUACAAAUCUCUGGGGAAAAAUGGAUGUUCUACCCAUGUGCAGCAUCUUUCAGGAACUUCAAAUAGUUCACGACACGGGGUAUUUCUCAGCCUUACCGUCACUGGAGGAGUACUGGCAGCAGACAUGCCUGGAGUUGGAGCGCUACCUGCAGAACGAGCCCUACGUCUCCACGUCCGACCUCAAGUUUGAAAGCCAGGAGGACCUCUGGAGCAAGCUGAUCUUGGUCUGCGGCGACAAGGCCAAGGCCGAGUCCGACCCCAAGCUGCCCGUGGCCCACGAGGAGGACAGUCGGGACAGCCCCAUCUUGGACACCAACAGCGUGAACUCGGACGCCAGCAGCGAGGCUUCGGACAGUUCCGAGGAGCUCUCGCCCACGCACAGCUUCACCUCCAACCCUCUGGGCUCCGUCCUGGUGGGCUCGGGGCCUUUUAGCCCCUCCGUCAUAAGCACGCCCCCGUCCUCUCCGGAGGCCGGCUCGGAGGCCGGCGGCGCGGCCGGCACCUGGGUCGCUGCCGAGCUGCACUUGCCGGUCAAAAUCCGGAACGGCGGCGCGGCGAAAGGCGCUGACAAGGCGGGACUCGUGUGCGGGGAAGCGUCCUCGGACGGCAGGAGGCGGGUACACAGGUGUCAGUUCAACGGAUGUCGCAAGGUUUACACGAAGAGCUCCCACCUAAAGGCACACCAGCGCACUCAUACGGGCGAGAAACCGUACAGGUGUUCGUGGGAGGGCUGCGUGUGGCGUUUUGCACGAAGCGACGAGUUGACCAGACACUUCAGGAAGCACACCGGGGCAAAGCCAUUCAAAUGCAGUCACUGUGACAGAUGUUUCUCCAGGUCUGACCAUCUGGCCCUUCACAUGAAAAGGCACGUCUAGAGCGGAGGAUGAGCUCCGACCAACAGCGACGGGGGGGGAAAGCUGUUGUAAAAAAAAAAAAAAAAAAAAGAAGAGAAGAAAGAGAAAGAAAGGGGGUAAAAAAAAAAAACGCCGUCUCCCGACCAGUCUCUUGGUUGAACUGUCCCAGAGCAGAGUGGCGAGCAGCCAAAGCAUGCCGUUUUGCACCAUACUGAAACCCAGUGCCUCCUGGACCUCUCUUUGGAGAAAAGGGGCGCUCUGAUGGUUGUCUGUUGCGACAAAAAAAAAAAGGACAAAAUCACGGACGGAGGUGGGGGGAAGGGGGAAGGGGGGAGAAGAAAUCCUUUUGCUUGAGAAGGACGUACAACUCACACACAUAGAAAAAAGAAAGAAGAAAAGACAAAAAAAAACAAAGUGUGAAUGAAUUGUAUGUGUGGUGCAUGAUGUUAGGGGGGGUGGGGGGUGGGGAGGUUAGGGGGCAUUCCCGGACAGCAGAUACACUGGUACUUAAAAAAAAAAAAAAAAGAAGAAGAAGAAAAAAAAAACUGUCUGAGGUUAGCAUGUGUGCACUGUGAAUGUCUGAGAUUGGCUGACCGGCCCCCCCCCCCUCAUCUCUCUUCCCCCCCCCCCUCUGGGAGGACAGUAGGUGAGAUGGGGCUGACGGGGCCGGUACCAAUGUUGCUGUGGACUGAAUGGGUUUCUGGGGGGAAACAUUCCAUCCGUGUUUCCCUGGUGGCAGAGCGAGGACGGGGCAGGAUGGAGGCUCCUGCCUGUCUGUCUGGCACCCGAGACUGUGGGGGGGGGGAGCUUUUUGAGGCCUUGGAUUUGACCCCGAGAGAAGGGGGACCCGUUUCCUCUUCUGGUCAGCGGCCCAGAGACCACGACACCCUCCCACGACCCCCUCGGUCGCUGUAUGACAGGAGCUUUUUUUGGUGUUUUUUUUUUUGGUGCAGCUACUAAAUGUGCAAUGUGUUAUGUAGGCUGGUUUAUUUUUUACAAGCUACAAAGCUCAUUUGUAGUCCAAUUGUAUACGCUGUGUGCUUAGAGGUAUAACACAACUAUACUAUAACUUCAGUAUCAUAGACAGGUGUUGCAUGGUUCUAGGGUUUGUUCAUUUCAUGUUUCCACUGUAAUCAGGACUGCAAAUAGUUUCAAUAAAAGUGCAGCUAACAUGCCGACGGUUAAAUGUUACAAUAUUGUACAUAAAGCCUUGAUGAUUUCCUCUUCUUUCUUUUCACCACCUCAUCCGUUUUAUUCAUUUUUUCUUUCCAUCCGGCUGGAGAUUUCCCCCACUGCUUCCUCAUUCUCUCUCAUCCUAUGCCUUGACGAGUAACUUUGAUUUUUUUUUUUUUACUUUUCUUUUCUAUCUAAUAAUGCACUGUUGACCUUAAUGGUGCCUUAUGCAAGUGACUCGGCCCUGUGGCAGCGGUGGGAUGUUUUUUUUCUUCUUCUUUCCUCCCAGGGGAAGUCACACUUGUCCUAUGGGUGAUUUGACAAGCUUGAUCAAGGCUCAGUUACAUGCUAACGCUCCACCUCCUUUGUGUUUCAUGGCCGCCGUCUGCAAUCUAUUCAGAUUCUGUCGCUUGAUGGUGUUUGUUGUUGUGCGUGUGGUGUAAAAGUCGUCUUUGAGUCGGCACCAGUUCAGUUGAGCCGCAUCACGUUUAACUCAGUCGGCCAAACGCUGUAUGUUUAGAGCACUUAAAUUCACUCAUUAAAGGUGUUGUCCAUCAUACCCAGACCCACCCAGAAAUAUUGUUUAUUUUUGAUGUCCAGUUCAUACAGGACCGCUCCCUGCUAUUGCAUCCCUCCACCACCAACACAUUGUCGCCCCCCCCCCCCCCCCCUCCCUAGCCUAGGACUGAAGAAAACUCUAAAGAUUUAUUGUAAUUAACAGGCUGCAGUCGGACAGGCCUCGCCUUGUACUGCCUCUCGGUAAUGAAUUGCUAAAGGCUUUGUUGGCAUGGAAUCUGUCACAGACUGCUGACUGUGUAGGUUGGUUAUUGACCUUGUCUGGGGAGCGUUGUUUUAGCCGAGCUGCAACAGUAUUCUGAAAACCAGAGGAGCGGGGCUCUCGGAAAGAGAUCAAAUGGUCACGGUGCACAUGGAGAUUUGACCCCAAAAAGUAAUAGGAGGGUGGGGGAGAGAAAAAAGCCCACGACCGUACCUCACUUUUUAAGGAUGGAUCUGCGGGAUCUUACUUAUUACCGUCUUCGGGUCAAAGGUCAUCUUUGCCACACCGCUCCAGAUCAGCGAGCCUUGUUGUUGGGAUCGGACGCUGCGGCACAGUUUGCAUCCUUAAAGAUUUUAAAUCCGAUGUGAUGAGCACAGACUUGAAACCUCUGGAUUGAUUUUGGGAGCAAAGGAGAGGAAACAUCCCCCAAAAAGAACGUUGUGGUAAUUGAGCCUUGAUUAAGCCCUGUGUUUGCUCCCAUCUUUCAUCAACGCUUUCAUCCCACACUACCCCAACAUCUUCUGUCUCUCUCUCAUGCACACGCACACACACAGCUCUUUGUUCUCAACUGAAUCUUUGUAUAAAAAAAGGAGAAAAAAAAACAACUUUUGUAAAAUUGUUAUGUUUAUGCUUUAUGAAAUUUUUAUUUGAAAUUGUUUUGCAAAAUUGUUAUAUUUCUGUAUGAAUGUAUUUUUUAUUGGAAUAAUAAGAAAUUCUUAUCUCA
Pseudoliparis swirei is the source of this 3780-nucleotide messenger RNA. It is a transcript of the gene klf6a, whose product is annotated as Kruppel like factor 6a. Gene Ontology annotation, biological process: regulation of transcription by RNA polymerase II. Lineage: Eukaryota; Metazoa; Chordata; Actinopteri; Perciformes; Liparidae. Gene Ontology annotation, molecular function: RNA polymerase II cis-regulatory region sequence-specific DNA binding; DNA-binding transcription factor activity, RNA polymerase II-specific. Bases 272 to 1126 code for a protein of 284 amino acids. The transcript has 4 exons. The record is from RefSeq and is a predicted model, not a curated record.